GAAUCUGAACACCACUUCAGUUAACUAUGGCGAGUGAUGACAAAGUUGCUAUCCUUUCUGAUGAUGAAGAGGACCAGAAAAGAAAAUAUAUUCUUUCUGAACCUUUCAACACUGUGUCAACAGAAGCAAGGAAUGAACCACCAUCUAGUCCUAUCCAUUCAGAAACAGAAGCAACAGAAACAGAGAAACAGGAUUGGCUAGAGAGACGCUGUAUAAAAAUAAGUAAUGACCUUCUUAUUUCCAAAGUGUUUUACUUCUUCUUUUACUCUGGGUAUGGAUCAUUGUACCCAUUGCUACCUGUAUAUUAUAAACAGCUUGGUAUGUUGGCCAGCCAAGGUGGACUUCUGGUGGGAAUAAGGUAUUUUAUUGAAUUCUGCAGUGCACCGUUCUGGGGAGUCAUAGCAGAUCGAUUUAGAAAAGGCAAAAUUGUCCUUCUCUUUUCGGUUAUGUGUUGGAUUGUCUUCAACCUGGGAAUUGGUUUUGUGAAACCUGCCUCCAUGAGGUGUGAGUCAAAGAAUCCAGUGCCUACCACAUCAGCUUCAAAUUUCUCUACUCUUUCAGCGUUACCCACGACUGCAUCUACAAACCACUUUGUCUCAACCGAGUCGAAUAAAAGUCGGGUACAGAGGGAGACUUUCACAAGCCAACCUUUUGGAUACAUGGGUAAUCUUAGCCUUUCAUUUCCCUCGGUCAGUUCAGAAGAAAGUCAUGUUUUACAGAAAAGAGCUGUUCCAAGUGCUGAGAAUUCAACAGCAACCAUAAAUCCCAGCAGGACAUUAUAUUUCACCACGGCCAGCAGUACAUCCGCCACGACUCUCCAGCCCACCAAAUUGAUCACUUAUGACUUGGCAGAAGUUGAAAAUAUUUUCUUACUAAUAUUGUUGGUGGUUAUCGUCGGAGAAUUUUUCAGUGCACCAGCGGUCACUAUCGUAGACACUGUUACCCUGCAGUACCUCGGCAAACACAGAGAUCGCUAUGGAUUGCAGCGAAUGUGGGGUUCCUUAGGAUGGGGCAUUACCAUGCUGGCAGUUGGCAUCUCAAUUGACCACACGCACAUUGAGGUUUCUGUUCAGGGCCAGGGCUGUCAGAUACCUGAUUACAAGAAUUACAGGAUAACCUUUAUUGUUUUCGGAGUUUUAAUGUCCAUAGCACUAAUUGUAUCAACCCAAUUCAGAUUUGACUACAGUCAUUUAAAACCUGAGGAAAAUAAAAGUAAAGAAUUUAUUGAAAUUCAACGAGUGGCUCGGAAUCCUUCAGUGGAAGAUUCUGGAGUCACAAAUAAUGCUGAAGAGUCCAAGAGUACAGGAACGAAAACAUUUGAAUUUAGACAGCUCCUGAGAAUAAUUUGCAGUGUGCAAUAUGGUUCUGUGCUAUUUGUGGCCUGGUUCAUGGGCUUUGGUUAUGGCUUUGUGUUUACAUUCCUCUACUGGCAUCUGGAAGACUUGAAUGGGACAACUACACUUUUUGGAAUCUGCUCAGUCCUAAGUCAUGUAUCAGAACUGACUGCUUACUUCUUCAGUCACAAGUUCAUUGAACUGGUCGGUCACAUUAGGGUAUUGUACAUUGGCCUGGCCUGUAACACAGCUCGUUUCUUGUAUAUAUCUUAUUUGGAAAAUGCAUGGUAUGUCCUCCCCAUGGAGGUGUUACAAGGCGUUACCCAUGCAUCUGUAUGGGCUGCAUGCAUCUCCUAUCUCAGUGCAGCUGUACCUCCGGCAUUAAGGACUUCUACCCAGGGAAUUUUACAAGGACUGCAUCUAGGUUUGGGCCGAGGCUGUGGUGCCAUGGUAGGGGGAGUAAUGGUAAAUGCCUUUGGUGCUCCACAAACAUUCCGUGGAAUUGGUAUGGCCUCUCUCGUGAUUCUCCUACUUUUUGCCUUGAUCCAAUGGCUAGCAGUGCCUGAUGAAGAUGAAGAGAAGAAGAUGCUUGCAGAACGGAUUCCAGUUCCAUCAAGUCCUGUUCCCAUAGCAACCAUCGAUCUCGUACAACACCACUCGGAUAGUACGAUGCCCCACCUUGAAACCAAACGUCCUCUAAAAAAGACAAAAUACCAAGAGGAGCAGGAAGAUGUUACAAAACCUGCCUGGGCCAUCAGCUCAUCGCCAUGGGUCACAAUCGCGUUUGCCUUUUAUCAGGUUAUGGAGAUGGUAAAGUUAGCGAAGACAAAUGCAACUAUUGAGCAUCAAGUGCUACAGGAGGAAAAUGAUUGUCCACUAGCUGCAGACACCUGGCCGGUUGGGGGCCCUGCAAAUCUUAAACCAUCACCCACUUCCAAGAAGCAAGAAAAGGUAGAAGUCCCAGUAACUACCUCUGAACCUGAUGAGAUCAGCAUCAGCUCCACACAAGGCACUGAGAAUGGAUUGAACCAGUCAGAUUUGCCUAGGAAUUUAAUGCCACUGCCAGGAAAUGGGAAGCAGAACCUUGAACCAGAAUUGCUUCAGCAAACAAGCACUGUUCAAAAAAGUCAAAAAGAUGCCUCAUGAUGGUCAAAUUUAAAGAUUGCAAAGCACUUGAAAGCAUUGAAAAAAAUGGAUUCAUAAUUUUCCGUGAUGAAUGUUUUAAAAAAGAAAGCACAGGAAAGUUUCUGAAGAAUAGAUCUGCAAUAUUUCCAGAUCAUCAAUAAGACACUGAUGGCUAAUAGUGUAAAUUUCAGAAAUUAUAAGGUUCUACAGUACAUUUCAGUGUAUUUAGAGCUUCAAUAGCAGAAUUUAAGUGCCUGUUCGUACAUGAAGGACAUAACACUGUCCGCUCAAAACAUUCACAUGAAUUCUUAAAACCAUGCAUUGAAACGGUUUAAAAAGUAGCUGAAUUGCUGAACUAUCGGGAUUAUACUAUCAAACGGAGGUGCAAUUGCAGUACACUAAACGGCAAUUAAGAAAAAGUCAAAUGUCUGAGUGCAAAUGGUUUUAUCGCAGUGUAGUCAGUUCAGAAUCUGAAUUUCUAGAAUCUGUAUUAAUUGGUAUGUUGAGUUGGGAUUAUCAAGCAGAAUAGCCACUGACGUCUGUCAGUUAGUCUGUGUUAAAAUUAGCUUGAGGCAUCUUUUGAGUAAGAGAUCACCAGAGAUUUCAUUGUAAGAAGCCAUCUUCUUUCAACAAGAUGUUGUUUUAGUAGGAUACAUGGUCUGAGGGAGGAAAGAACUGAAUAGUAAAGCUCACCUGUAUGUUAAUAGUUUUCUUAAGUUCAACAUGUAGCCACUAUUUAUACCAGGAUUCAAGAACCAGCCCAACUUUCAUUUAAAAUUUGUAAUUUAAUACAUUUAAAUUUCAUCUCCAAGUUCCUCUGUAAAUGUUGUGCAGGCAAUUAAAGCUUGCAGUGUAUUUUAAUGGAGAUAUUUCUACUUUUAAAGAUUGCCAAUAGGGUACAUGAAAGGUAGAAUAUUUUUAAUUUAAUUUAAAUUAUUUAAGCAAACUGGCUGAAACUAAACUAUUAACCCAAAACUCAAAAUAGAGUAAUUAACAAGUUAUUUAGCACUUCUCAUUCACUUAUGUUUGGACAAGGGAAAAAGGAAAAAGUUAUCCAGUUGUAAAAUGUCUACAGGUUAUCUAUUCUCACACAAACUCAUAGAUACCAUGCUUCCAAAUCUUCACAUCAUCUUUGCUUAAAUGUAAACUUUAAAUCUGUCACGAAAUGUCUUGAUGUACACCUUUACAGUAAAACUCAACUAAAGGUCAGGCUAUUUUGUGUAAAUCUGUAAAAACCCAACUCGGAUGUAUCUAUGCAUACCAAGCUUUUGAAUCAGUUAAACAGUCAGCUAUUUACAGUGUUACAUUGCUGAGUCAGCCUGAGUAAAUGAA
Messenger RNA from Rhincodon typus (whale shark), 3791 nucleotides. It is a transcript of the gene mfsd6b, whose product is annotated as major facilitator superfamily domain containing 6b. NCBI's taxonomy places the organism in Eukaryota, Metazoa, Chordata, Chondrichthyes, Orectolobiformes, Rhincodontidae. The transcript has 6 exons. The record is from RefSeq and is a predicted model, not a curated record. Bases 27 to 2480 code for a protein of 817 amino acids. Gene Ontology annotation, biological process: antigen processing and presentation of exogenous peptide antigen via MHC class I. Gene Ontology annotation, cellular component: plasma membrane.